UGCCCGCUGUUACUUUGUCAGAUCGCUCAAAGAACCUGUUUCAGCGUUAAAUAACGUCGCGGUGACGUUAGCUAUUUUGAUUAUUUUACGAACAAUCGAUAAUCAUCGUAUUAAGCGAGAGAGUGCGUCGGCCGAAAAACAGGUAUAAACGCGCGCUCGGAGCGGCUUCGAGGGAAGGCCAUUUUUCACCGCCUAAGCAGUGUAUCUACUACAGGUAGCAAGUUUGUGCCUGUCUCAACGAAUUUCUAUACAUUCCUGUCUAUUGUGUGCUACCUGCGUAUCCUCGGUCGGACGAGCGUUUUAUUUACAGUAACGUAUUUCAGUUGCGUUUCGAAUGUGUGGCAAGUAACAGUUUCAAAAAUGCCGAACACGCGAAAAUCAGUGGGAACUCUUUAUCCAUAUCGGCCUCGUAAGAAGAAAUUCAAUUAUAAUCCCGAUAAAAUGGAAGCAGAAACAGAAUAUGCUAGUACUUCAGCCAAAAAAAUUAAAGACACGAGUUACGAUGAUAUUAAAAUUGAUGUUGGCCAUAAUAACGUCAUUAUAAAUUUUCUGACUGUUUUCAACUUUUUGUCUCAGUGUCUAAAAUGUAAAAAUUUGUGACGGUGAUGUAACGUUUUCUCGUACGUGUGAACGUGGACUUGGUUUUAAUUUAGUAAUCAAGUGCAAGUGUAAGGAUCAACAACGCGUUUCUUCGAGCCCUUUAGUAAAUAGUGCGUACGAAAUAAAUCGCCGUUUGAUGUUUGUCAUGCGGAUUCUAGGACUUGGAUUACGGUCGAUAAACAGUUUUUGUUCCCUAAUGGAACUGUCUUCAGGUUUUGCAAAUGGUACGUACUAUGCAUUUAUCACUAAUCUGCUCGAGGCAUCAAAGAGCACAUUCGAAGCUAUUCAACGUAAAGCGAUUGCCGAAGAAAGACAGAAGAACGUGGAGGCGGGAAAUGAAGAAACAUAUUUGAGCGUGUCAGGCGACGGUUCAUGGAAAAGACGUGGCUUUUCGUCGUUAUUUGGAAUUGCAACGCUGAUCGGAAAAUAUACGCACAAAGUGUUGGAUUUUAUUGUAAAGUCGUCGUUCUGUCAAAGCUGCAGCAACUGGGCCAGCAAAAAAGGAACUGAUGAAUACGAUAUCUGGUAUGAUACUCAUGAAGAACAUUGCAGCAUAAAUCACACAGGAAGUGCUAGUAAGAUGGAGGUCGAUUGUAUGAAGGAAAUGUUUUGUCGAUCAGAAUCGCUCGGCGUGAAAUAUGCUACAUAUAUCGGCGACGGUGAUACUAAAACUUUCCGAGCUCUCCUCGAAUGUAAUCCUUAUAGCGACCUUAUCGUUCAAAAGAAGGAAUGUAUAGGUCACGUCCAGAAGCGAAUGGGCACAAGAUUGCGCGAAGCCAAGAAAAAAAAUAAAAGAAUCGGAGGUAAAGGUGCAGGAAAGUUGACGGACAAAUUGAUAAAAGAUUUGACUUUAUAUUAUGGACUUGCCAUCAGACGACACCCUGAUUCGGCCGAAGAAAUGAGAAAAGCUGUGUGGGCAACGUUCGAUCAUAAAUGUUCCACGAAUGAGAAACCGAAACAUGAUAACUGCCCGCCAGGUGAAAACAGUUGGUGUAAGUGGCGUGUUGCAGAAGCUAAGGGAGAAAUCGCCGAUUUCCACCACGAACCUGCCCUUCAAGCGUCUGUUCAAGAAGCAAUUCGACCGGUGUAUGAAGCUCUUUCAAGCGAUGAUUUGCUACAAAGAUGCACCGGUGGAAACACGCAAAAUGACAAUGAAAGUUUUAACGCUUGUCUAUGGAAACUGGCCCCCAAACACCUUCAUUGUGGCGAACAAACGAUCAGAAUAGCAGCAUAUAUAGCCUCCGGCAUCUUUAAUGAAGGCUAUUCAUCUAUAUUAAAAACCAUGAAGACGUUAGGAAUCGUCAUCGGGACAAAUAGCAGAAACUUCGCUGUGAAGACUGACGAGAAGCGCAUCGAGUCAGGGGAGAAGAAUCUGUCAGAGUUGGCAAAAAAGGCCAGGAUUGAAAAAAUCAGCUUCCAAGUGCAGCAAAACAUGAUCUUCGAGGAUGAGGAAGGAACCCUAUAUGGUGCUGGAAUAGCUGAUUAGAUAUCACUUGGCAGGGCUGUAGAGUGCUUCGCGCACAUUCACUAUCGCCGCGCACGGCUUUCUUCAGUGAGGGCUGGAGCCGCCAUUUUUAAUUAUUUUUGCUCGAAAAAAUUUUGUAUCAUUCUUCAAACAUGUACUAAUAAGUGCCACAAACAGUUUUUUCAAAAAAGAUUUACGUUCGCUCAAAAAAAACUUCUAAAAUUACGUUAAUUUUCGGGCCUUUGGACUAGAACCUCCCCUUAACAAACAAUCUUUAGCAAGCCUUGAUAUUUGUUGCUAAAGUUUGAUAUUUGUCGCUAAAACUUGGUGAUUAUCAAUUUAUGCGAUACGUAUCAUCAAAUAAAUUGUAAAAUAUUGUUUAGUAAUAUUUACUCUAUUAUGUGAUACAUGUACGAAAUGUCCAAAAAUACUUCGGCAAUAGUCAACCUAUUUAGUAAUUAUUAUCAAAUAUUAUUUGGUACUUUAUAUUUACCAAAACACUCAAUUAGCUUAAUGAAAUGAAAUGAAGAAUUUACUUUACUAAUUAUUUCAUUAAUUAUCCCAAUUAUA
Messenger RNA from Odontomachus brunneus, 2635 nucleotides. RefSeq lists its product as uncharacterized. The transcript has 3 exons. NCBI's taxonomy places the organism in Eukaryota, Metazoa, Arthropoda, Insecta, Hymenoptera, Formicidae. The record is from RefSeq and is a predicted model, not a curated record. The coding region runs from base 737 to 2086 and encodes 449 amino acids.